AGAAGAACGCGUCGGACAGUCUUUCCACCUUGAACGCACGCGCCCCAGCACGUUUUAUCAAUCGCUGUUUCGAUUUCGCUCGUUGAAAGCAACAAGCUAUAACUACUCGUAAUUGUAAUGUCCUUGGAAGCCCACAUCGUCCUUGGACCCACUCUCCAACUAUGGGCUGCAAGCAGUGACAUCACGACUGCAGGAGCUUCUGCAUUAUGUGUCUAGAGCUACCUAAGGAGGUUUGACGGCAGCUCAAAUCCUCUCAACAUUACGUAUUCAUCCGUUAUUGCUACCCCGCCAUCCACCAUGUCGAGCACUCUCAGCAUCAACUCAACUUUGAGCUUGCCGAAAUCGCAGUACAAGAUUCCACAAAUUGGUUUUGGGGUCUACCAAUCCCCCAAGGACGUCUGUGUUGCUUCCUGCAAAAAGGCAUUUGAAGCAGGGUACCGCCAUAUAGAUACAGCCCAGUAUUACGCAAACGAGGAGCAAGUCGGCCAAGCACUGGCUGAAAGCGGGCUUCUUCGAAAGGAUGUAUACAUCACUUCCAAGAUCCUGAGCCCUGGCGAGGAUGUCGAGUCUACAUACAAGAAGAUCGCAGACAGUGUUGAGAAGCUUGCCGGAAAAGAUGGUUAUGCAGACCUGUUUCUCAUUCACAGCCCCAACGGAGGAAAAGAGGCUAGGAAGUUGAUGUGGCUCGCUCUGAAGCAGGCGCAGGAGAAGGGCAUAGUGCGAGACAUUGGCGUCAGCAACUACGGCAUCCAACACAUCGAUGAGAUUGCUUCCAUUGAUAGCAAGGCCAGCCUACCCGCUGUCAACCAGAUUGAGCUCCACCCCUGGUGCCAACAGCGCGAGGUUGUCGACUACUGCAAAUCCAAGAGCAUCGUUGUCGAGGCCUACUGCCCGAUCGUCCGUAACGAGAAAGCAAACGACGAAACCGUGGCUAGCAUUGCCAAGAAGCACAACAAGGAACCAAACCAGGUUCUUAUCCGAUGGAGUCUACAAAAGGGCUUCGUCCCUCUUCCCAAGAGUGACACCCCAUCUCGCAUUGUUGGGAACGUAGAUCUUUACGGUUUUGAACUCGACAAGGAGGACAUGGCUAAGUUGGACGGUCUGGAUCAAGGAGCCAAGGGCGCUAUUGUUCAGGCCGUAACCAAUGCUUGAGGUGCCGUCAAGAAAUUUUGGACAGGAGUGUAGGUGAACAACUAGUCAAGAGACGUAGCGAGUGCAUCUACAAACAAAAUCGAAGCGCUGUGUACCAUGGUGGAAGAUGUCUACACUGAGCGCGUACCUAUCGAAUUUACACCUAAUCCGAAUUUGAGUGCACUACUUAUGAAAUGAGUUACCGUUUUGCUCAUGGCCGGUGAUCAUUUUUGGUUACUCUGUCACGUAGCUAGCUCAUCCGUUUGUGUACAGCUCUAGAACACGCACCGACAGGCGUGCAUUGACUGGAUAUUCCCAGACGUGAAUGACUCUGGCGAAGUUUGACAACACUAUCGACGACAACUGUCGGUACAUUUCAUUUUACAAUAAUUAUAAGCACUACUAGCACCAGUCGAAGCAAGGGAUCUAUUUCCAACGUAAACCCAAGUACAUUCGGAG
This is a messenger RNA of Alternaria alternata, 1590 nucleotides long. Its product is annotated as Aldo/keto reductase. The transcript is spliced from 3 exons. Gene Ontology annotation, molecular function: oxidoreductase activity. The record is from RefSeq and is a predicted model, not a curated record. NCBI's taxonomy places the organism in Eukaryota, Fungi, Ascomycota, Dothideomycetes, Pleosporales, Pleosporaceae. The coding region runs from base 298 to 1152 and encodes 284 amino acids.